Gekko japonicus is the source of this 4503-nucleotide messenger RNA. It is a transcript of the gene CLCN1, whose product is annotated as chloride channel, voltage-sensitive 1. The record is from RefSeq and is a predicted model, not a curated record. Gene Ontology annotation, molecular function: voltage-gated chloride channel activity. The coding region runs from base 1 to 2841 and encodes 946 amino acids. Gene Ontology annotation, biological process: transmembrane transport; chloride transport. The transcript is spliced from 23 exons. Lineage: Eukaryota; Metazoa; Chordata; Lepidosauria; Squamata; Gekkonidae. Gene Ontology annotation, cellular component: membrane.
AUGGCGGCGGCAGCGGAGAUCCUGACCGGACCUGAUGAAGGCGGAGCCACGGUGCUGUAUGGCCAGUACACAGACCAGCUGCCCAGUCUUUCUGAGAAGGAAGCAGCCGAACUCCUGAGUGAGAAGAAACCCCAAGGCAAUGGCCAGAGCCCCCUGAAGCGGAGCAGUCAGGCUGAAAUCAAAGAGGAACGUUACUCCAAGUGCCACGCCUGUGCUAAACGCAUCCAGAAGUAUGUUACCAAGAAGCUGGGAGAAGACUGGAUAUUCCUGGUUCUCUUGGGCCUCGUCAUGGCUUUGGUGAGCUGGGGGGUGGAUUAUGCCAGCGCCAAGAGCUUGCAAGCGUACAAGUGGAUGUACAAAGAGCUGCACCCGAGCAUCCCGAUGCAGUUCCUGGCCUGGGUGACCUACCCCCUCAUCCUUAUCCUCUUUGCUGCCGUCUUCUGCCAGCUUGUCUCUCCGCAAGCUGUGGGCUCUGGCAUCCCUGAGCUCAAAACUAUUAUGCGGGGAGUCGUCCUCAAGGAAUACCUCACACCGAAAGCUUUUGUAGCCAAAGUAGUAGCUUUGACAGCUGGUCUGGGAAGCGGGAUACCUGUUGGGAAAGAGGGCCCCUUUGUGCACAUUGCUAGCAUAUGUGCCGCCGUGCUUAGCAAGUUCAUGUCCAUCUUUUGCGGUGUAUAUGAGAAUGUGCACAGGCAGCUCGACCUCCUGGCAGCGGCUUGCGCAGUUGGCGUUGGAUGUUGCUUCGGGGCACCUCUUGGAGGUGUUCUCUUCAGCAUCGAAGUUACUUCCACCUACUUUGCGGUCCGAAACUACUGGCGCGGGUUCUUUGCAGCCACAUUCAGUGCCUUUGUUUUUCGAGUUUUCGCUGUCUGGAACAAAGAUGCAGUCACCAUCACGGCCCUGUUCCGAACGAACUUCCGAAUGGACUUUCCUUUUGACCUGCAGGAACUGCCUGCCUUUGCUGUCAUAGGGAUCUGCUCUGGGUUCCUGGGAGCGUUUUUUGUUUACUUCAAUCGGCAGGUGGUUUUGUCUGUCCGACGGCAUACGGGUCUAAGUAAUUUCCUAACCAAAUACCGCUUGGUAUAUCCAGGGGUUAUAACCUUCUUGAUAGCAUCUGUGACAUUCCCUCCAGGCUUUGGGCAGUUUAUGGCUGGAGAGCUGAUGCCCAGGGAGGCCAUUAGCAGCCUCUUUGAUAACUACACUUGGGUCAAGCACACAGAAGACCCCCAGAUCCUGGGGAAGUCUGCGGUCUGGAUCCACCCCAAAGUCAGCGUGUUUGUGAUCAUCCUCCUCUUCUUCCUCAUGAAGUUCUGGAUGUCUGUGGUGGCCACUACCAUGCCGAUCCCCUGCGGAGGCUUCAUGCCUGUGUUUGUGCUGGGGGCUGCCUUUGGACGCCUGGUGGGUGAAAUCAUGGCCUGGCUCUUCCCCGAUGGAAUACUAUUCGACGGCAUUCUUUACAAAAUCUUACCUGGAGGUUAUGCGGUGAUCGGCGCUGCGGCUCUGACCGGCGCAGUGAGCCACACGGUGUCCACAGCGGUGAUUUGCUUUGAGCUGACGGGACAGAUCUCUCACAUCCUGCCCAUGAUGGUGGCCGUCAUCCUGGCCAACAUGGUGGCCCAGAGUUUGCAGCCGAGCCUCUACGACAGCAUCAUCCAAGUGAAGAAGUUGCCCUACCUGCCGGACUUGGGCUGGAAUCAGAUCAGCAAAUACAACGUCUUUGUCGAGGAUAUUAUGGUGUGUGACGUAAAAUUCAUCUGGUCUAACUGCAAAUACCGGGAUCUGCAGGCACUGCUACGGGACACAGCUUUCAAGACCUAUCCUUUAGUGGAUUCUCAAGAAUCCAUGAUUCUCCUGGGCUCAGUGGAGCGGCCAGAGCUCCAGGGCCUUCUCCUCAGGCACCUCAGUCCAGAGCGACGUCUGCGCCUCACCAAGGAGGCGCUUCAGAAGCCUGAUGAGGCACCAUACGAUGAGAAAUCUGCAUGGAAGCACGAAUCCUUCGCUUUUGUGGAUGAGGAUGAGGAUGAAGAGGAGAAGACUGAACUGCCUCAGCUGCCCCCAUUAGCCCCCAGUCACCCAGAAGAGCCCAAUGGCCCUGUGACUCCUCACAAGCCUUUGCCAGAGACACCAACUCCUCAAGAAACUCCAGGCAGGAGAUUCUGGCGACUGACGAGGCAGCUCCUGUGUUUUUACCACCCUCCGCCUCAACCGGAGCUGACUGAGCAGGAUUCAACGGACAUUGUAGAUACCAUGAAGCCAGAGGAGAUAGAAGCUUGGGAGGAGGAGGAGCUGGAGAAAGAGGUGUGCUUCGACAGCUGCCGCAUAGACCCUUCUCCCUUUCAGCUGGUGGAGAGGACAUCCCUGCACAAGACACAUACCUUGUUUUCUUUGCUGGGCCUCACCCAUGCCUACGUAACCAGCACGGGGAAGCUGAAAGGCGUGAUUGCAUUACAAGAGCUCCAGAAAGCAAUUGAAGGCUCCACGAGCUCUGGCGUCCAGCUGCGCCCUCCCCUCGCCAGCUUCCGUGACGCCACCCAGACCUCAACCAAGGAGCAGGCUAAGUGGGCCACGCAGGCAUGGAGCAAGCCCAGCGUCAACAUGGCGCCUGGGGGGACCACUGAGGACUCAGGGACAGACACCUCCGUGGCCCCUGGUUGUCCAUGCCCACAAACAUCUUCCAGCCCAAAGGACAGGAAAGGGACACGCUCCAUGUCGGUUGCCGAUAUGGAACUGGAGGAAAUGGAGCGUACCGGCCCGGCCGCUGAGAACAUCUCAGACAUCUUGAAGGACCUCGACCUGCACGCCUCCGACCUGGAUGAGGAGGACGAAGAUGUGCCGCUAUAAUUGUACACGGAAGGGGGCCCAACCCGCCCCCUUCACCAAGCUACCCCUGCUACACUCGUGCUUUGGGGAGAGUCCUGUGGCCCGCCCCGUCUGGCUCUUAUGGAUGGCGACUCAUGCCGCAGGACUUGGGCUAAAUGGACCGGCUCUCCUGCCACUUUCAAUGUGUGGAAGGGGGUACACGGGAGGGACCUGGGCUGGAGGAAUCCGGGAAUACAUCCUCUCCUUGUGCUUCCUUCGAAAAUGGUGAUAAAAGUGUGUGAAGUGCUCCGUAGGGCUGCCUUCCCUGCCGGGGAGACGUUCGUGGCAAAAGGUGAGGUAAUCUCCCCGUCAGCUGAAGCCGCCCGCCUCCCCCGUUGCCAACAGCAUGUCGUAUCUGUCACCGUUUCUCUUACCUCGUUCGAUACAACACCUGCCGACUCACAGCAUGGUCUGGAGGAGAGGCAGCAGGAGGAUUUAACAGAGGGUCGGUCCACCUGUCGAAAUAACCCAGCCCUGUUUAGGAACAUGUCCAGAAUGAGAAGGGAAAACUGCUUCUCGUGUAGUCCCCCUUUUUGCGGUGUCUUUCCCAAAUGUAAAACUGACCCUGCCCUCAGGACUGUGUUUCAUAUCUUUCACAAGCCCCUUUCGCCUCUGCCCUUAGAACACGUCUUCUCUGCCAGACCCCCGACCUCCUCCCGCCUUCCCACCCAGAAAUCUCCACUCACCUGUUCGAAACUUCCACCCAGGCAUUUCUUUGGGGCUAAACGGAAGUAGGAUGAGAAGAACUAGAAGCAGGGCUUAUUUUAGGCCUGUUCAGAAGUUAUAGUGAACAUACAAACAUCCUGCCUGCACGGGCAUACAUCUGUUUGUGAGAGCCAACGCACGUUCCCUUUACAAAUGAAACCGGGGACCAGUACCUGGAUAAAUGCGUAGUUUGAAUCACACAUUCAGAAUGUAGCAUGAGAAUGACUUAAUGUACAGAUGAAGAAAAAUCAAGUGCACACUGUACUUAGAUUGUAUGGGCGUUCACUUCAACUGGUGAAUAGGGCCUCUGUGUUAAAGUGUGUGUGGGUGGGUGGUAUGCCCCAGACACGGGAGAAAAAUAAGGUAAUGGCAGGAAAGGAGCCUGCUGGAUUUUCAUUAUUUAAUCUGUAUAUUUCUCUACGAUACUCAGGGCUUUCUGAAAGCUGAAGAUUCCUGUGCCUUGAUUCAUUGGAGCGCACUAGGAGCAGCUGAGUCCUUUUGAAAAAGCAAAAAUCCUGCCAAUUAGCUGUUCGGCAAGGAAGGGUGUGUGUGCAUAAAUUAAGCCCCCUCACUGUGAUUUUUUUUUGGGGGGGAAGGGAGGGGGUAAUGGUUUCUGCAUGCAGCUGCAGCAGAUGGAUUGCAGAAGUGAGCUGUAUGGACGGAGCCAGGCGGGGGCGUGCUGUUCCCCAGGAAGCUAGGGAUGUGCGCACAGAGGUCUGCUUCCGCAUAGCGGGAUUGGGGUGCUAGCUAGGAGCAAAAUGGCAAAAGCAGAGGUCUCAGGUCACUAGAUUGUGUAAGGCUGUAUAUAUAUGUGUGUGGGUGGCUCCUAGAGCUCCUGUUCUUCUUUUCUUUUUCUUUUGUAAUGCACUUGUCUUAAUCAUAAGCAAUCCAGGUAAGGAAAUGGGGGUGAUGGGAAAUAAAGAGAACGACUGCUUCUGA